GCGGUGUGCUGCGGUCAGUGGCGAGCAGCUGAGAAACGUCCGGCGCAUGCGUACUGGUCGCGCGACGCAACAGCCGUAAACACGGGCCCUUCCGCCGCCUCUCUUUUUUUUUUUUCCCCCCUGGUCGGCGUUCCUCGCGGCGCGGCGGGUCAAAAGCACGCCUGUCUGUACCUGUACGACGGGGUGAGCGCGGAAACGUGUGUCUCGCAGGGGGAGGACGCGUCGCGAGUCCGCGGCGUUCCCGCGCGCGCGGGGUAUACGCGUGACUACCGGAAAGAUGGUGGUUCGUACGGCGACGGCACCGCGUCUCGGCAUCUCGUGAUAUCGUAAAAUUUUCACGGCUCGAUGGUAUGCGGUGACGUCAUCCGAAACAGCUCUGGAAGGAUCCAGCGAGACAAUAAUGGCGGAUCUGUACGCGAAGUACAACUGCACCUAUUGCCAGGAGGACAUUGCGGGCCUACGUGUCAAUUGCAUCGAGUGCCCCGAAUUCGACCUUUGCUUGCAGUGUUUUUCCGCCGGUGCUGAAAUUGGUCAACAUAAAAAUAAUCAUGCCUAUCAAUUUAUGGACUCUGGUACGAUCAGCAUAUUCAAUGGUCGUGGCAAUUGGACAGCCAGAGAACAACUGAGACUUCUGGACGCGAUCGAACAGUUUGGCUUUGGUAACUGGGAGGAUAUCAGCAAACAUAUCGAGACCCGUACGCCAGAAGAAGCGAAAGAAGAGUACAUCGCUAGGUAUCUCAAUGGGAACAUCGGAAAGCAUACAUGGCCACCCACGGAUAGCUACGUACCAAAUCUCACGGAUCAGACGAAGUCCGAUCACGGUCCUCUAUCGCCUGACCUCACGUCUAGACUACCACCAUUGGACAUCACCCCGGAAGAAGCCGCGCAGUUGGGCUACAUGCCCCAACGAGACGAUUUUGAGAGAGAUUACAAUCACGAGGCCGAGUCUCUCGUUUCUUCAUUGUUCCUGAACCCUGCCGAGGACGACGAUCUUGAUAUUGCACUUAAAUUAGCACAAGUUGAUAUGUACACCAAUAAUCUCAGGGAGCGAGCCAGGCGGAAACGCGUCGUGAGAGAUUACCAGCUUGUGUCGGCUUUCUUCGCGUCGUCCAGGAAAGACAAGGGAGUGAAGAAAAAAUGGACGAAGGAAGAAAAAGAAUUUAGGGACAGAAUGCGUGUAUUCGCACAGUUUUACACAGCACAAGAGCACGAACAGUUCCUAACAAAUCUCGAGAGGGAGAGAGAAUUGCGCUUACGGCUCUCGGAGCUUUAUCGAUACCGCGAGAACGGCGUUACGAGGCACGAGGAGUGCGCUCAUUUCGAGCAAGUUCUCGCGCAAACUCAGAGACAGAACGACACAGUGGAUCAUUGGACUGAAAAGAAAUCUGGCAGCAGUGGGCCGUCCACACCAAUACACCGCAACAUCUCAAAAAGAAGAGAAGAAGAAAAAAGUUACUCUUCCACCGACCGAAAAUACACUGUAAAGCAAGACUCAGCCAGCUCCACAGUCAGUCAAGCCAGUCACAAUCGGACGACGACUCCAGCCAAUCAGUGGGCGGAGUCGGAUAGCAAUCCAAACACUUCCAAUCAAUCGACUUCCAGCCCCAACUCUUUGCAAGAAAAAAGUUACAGCGGUGGUACCAUUUCUAGCCAAGAGCGUGAUAUAGAAUUGGAGGCUGCGUCUCAUCUUUUAACGAAGCAAGAAAAAUCCUUAUGUAUUCAACUUGAUCUAAAGCCGACUCAGUAUUUGACGCAAAAGACAUUAUUAUUACAAGAAUAUUUAAACGGUAAUAGGAGAUCGAGUAUUGUACCUCAAUCAGAACCAGAAAGCAAAAUUCUUCAUUAUCUAGUAACUAACGGUUGGAUCACAGCCAAUUGAUCAAACGUGUAAAAAUUUGCGACUAUUUUGCCACUCUAAGUCAUCUCUAAUCUUACAAGCUAAGUCUUAGAUGUAACUAAAAUUUUUUAAGUCUGAUUCAGUUAAGUAAGACAGGCAUAAGGUGAGGGAACGAGAUAAAAGAAGAAGAAGAGAAAUCGCAUGCGUGCAUGUGUGUAGUAGUUUCAUUGUUGCUGAUACUUUUUACACAGUGAUAUUGCUAUGAUAUAACGCGAUCUAUUGUUCGACGUAGGAUCAGAUAGAUUCGCAAUCAGGCCCGAUUUACGUGUUUAGCAUCUACGAUAUCUGGCAAUGAGUUCAGGGCCGAUUCUAUGAUGAUAAAAUCUCAGGAAGUGUUCAAUUGCUUCUCUGUUCUUUUUCUUAUAGAAUAGCCUUUCUUAGGCUGACUGUAAAUAUCAAGAAUAACAAACAAUUUAAUUUAUCGCUGUAAGCAUGAAUAACUCUAGCUAUACACUCUGGAGUUUCUGAAAUCUUAGUGAAAUUUGAAAUUUUAUAUUAUUGAUAGAAUUAGUAAAUAGAAUUCUAUUUACUAAUGCUAUUGUGAAUAAAUAAACGUAUUUUUGUAGUUCAUUUACGAUUGAUUUAAGCAAAAAAUUUAAUCACAAUAUGAUAAUUUUCUCGAGCAUUAGAAAGGAUUGUUUUUCGGUACUUAUUACAAUUUUAGACAACUGAGUGAAUAUAUUUUUUUUUUAGUUCAUUUAUGAUCGAUUGAAAAAAAGUUAAUCAUGAUACGAUAAGUGAUAUAAAACAUAAGUGUGGUAUAACUAGGGUUAACAAACGUUAGUAGAAUCAGCCCUUAAAAUGUUUUAUUUGUCACUUUCAAUUGAAUGCUGUUUGAACGAAUCUCUUACACUGCCUACGUAGAGCCAUUGAACGUAUUGCUCAAUUAAUUCUUCCACUGUGUUAUUUCCGUGUGUAGAUAAUACCUGUUGAGCACUCUUCUUUCUUAAAUUUUAAAUUGUUAUCAUAUUCGGCAAUAAGGAAACGUCCAGAUUAUUCACGUGUCUCUGUUUUUAAAUUACAAAAUUCCUGUGGUACACAAAGCAGCAUAUUAAAAAUAUUGAAGCUUUUUAGGCCAAUAUAAUCUAUUGCCUGAAAUUAUUCCACAAUGGGCUACUUUAUUCUGAUUAGUAUUAUUAUUUAUUAGAUAGUUAUUUAUUACUAUAAAAAUAUUGAUGUAUACGAGAGGACUAGUUGUAACAUAGAAGAGAUUGCUUAUUUUACAAAAAAUUUAGAGUGAUAAAUCUCGAUAAAUCGAUUGACAAUCCUCAUAAUUAAAAUAUAACAUUGUGCGUACCAUGCAAAUUAUGUUCAAAGCAUGAAAACAUAAUCAUGUACGCGACACUAUAUAAUGUUUCAUAAUUAAAGAUUUCAUUUGGGCUUAAAGUAUUCCUUAUUGACGAAGAAUGAUGCGAAUAUUCAUAUAUUCAACUAAUAUAAGAUGUACAAUAUUGGAUAAUUUGUCUGUUAUUUGUACAGUAUUUGUAUAUACGACAAGGGACGGAAUACCUUCUUAAUGAUAAUAUGCUUUAUUUGAAGCACAAAGAAAUACAAUUUUGCGACAUAUAAAGUGUCUUUAUCAUUAUUAUUACGAUAAAAUUUUAAAUCAGAUUUUUCGAUAGAAGUGAGGGAGACAUCUAAGGGCGGUAUUCAUAGUUGAUUAUAAUUUGAGGAUAAUAAUCAUAGAUCUUUGAUCAUUCGUGAAUUUAUUUUUAAUUUUUACAAAGAUUCAUUAUUUUCAAUUAAUUCAUAAAACACUGAUUUAUGAAUUACUUAAUAAUUAUUUCGACUAUCUCAGAUUGAUAAAUGAUAGAUUUGAUCAUUAUUUAUUUGGAUUAUGAGCGUCUCAGGUAUAUCAAUUACGAGCAUUUAAUGUUAUUUUCUAAUACACCUUCAAUCAUAUAUAGUGUUUAUAAUCAUUAUAAUAAAUUAUUAAAUAAUUAGAUUUUAGAUAUGUGAAUAUUUUUUUAAUUAUAAGAUUAUAAACGAAAUAUUAAACAGAAAAGCUUCAUUAAUUAUAGUCAAGACCUUACUAAUAAAUCUAUGAUUAUUGGAGCUAAUAAGUGAAGAUGAAGAGUAAGUAAUAACAUAUUUUUCAAAUGCAGAUUCGUGAAACAGAUAUCUGUGAAUUGUCCAAAUGAAUAAUCCAAAUAAUUGAAUAACGAUCAAUCUCUAAUUAAUUAUGCGCUUAAUUAAAGAUUGAAAAUUAUAUUUACAACUGUGAGUAUCGACCUAAAAGAGGCUUUGGGAUCGUAAUUAUUUUCCAUCACAUCCGAAGUCAACAUCGACGAAAGUAAUCUUUUAAUUAAUACCAGUAGGCGUGUGUUAAAUUUUGUGAUAUCACGAAAGCUGCCUCCACAAGAAACAUUCAUUGAAACGUUUCUUUCAAAGCGAUAUACACAAAGUGUAUAGAAACUAUUGAGGGGAACCAUCUUUAUUUUUGCCGUACUUUGACGUAUUCUCUUUCAUUCAAGGUUAACAAAUAAUUUAUCGAUCAAUAUUAUCAUAUAACUAUAAAUAAAAACUAGGAAAUUUAAACGAAUCUCGUUAAAUAUUUUUUAAUUUCAAUGUCAUUAAAGAGAUCCGAUUCAUGAAUGAACCCCUUACGGUCGUCCGGUAUGAACAAUUACGAUUCUUAUUUUACAAAACAUGAGAUAAUACCGCGAGCAAUCGUUUUUCGGAAUAUGCGGGACAUGCUCUUACGUUACUUACUUUUAAAGUACAAUAAAGCAGGAAUUUUGUAGCUGUACGAUAAUAUGUUGUUAAAUAUUAUUUAAAUCGGUUGUCCCUGAAAUUUUCACGCUUAUUAAAAUUGUAUAAGUCUAAAUAGAGGUGGACACGGUGGAUUGUAUAUAUAGGUCCUAAUGUAGAUAUAAAAAGAGAGCCUAUCUAUUUGUACAUAAUAAUACGAGUAAUAAAGACCUACUCAGGUUUAAGUAGAUAGACAAAUUCUAUAUCCAGACUUUCUCUUUUGUGUGCGCGUGCCUGCGUGCGUAUCUGUGCGAGGGAAAAUAUUUGUAUGGCAGGGCGACGCUGAAAUAUAAAUGCGACUCGCUCAUAUUUUGUAUAGAUAUUAAACAAAUACCUCUCCCGUUUAUCCGACUAUAUUUGGUGGUGCAUAGCUGAUUAUAUAUAUAUACGUAUAUAUAUUACUGGGACGGCUUGUUGCCAAUGGACGAUCGAGAUCAAUGAGAUUAAAGGUCUCGUCUUCGCGUCAUGUGCAUAAAGUCGAUAUUUUAGCUGUAUAUAGUGGAUCAACAUCGAAAUUUCAGAAGAGAGAGAAAAAACCAAUUCUUAUGAAACAACUGUAGUCGGAUAAAGACGCGUAUGAAGUACAGCUUCGAUCACAAUAAAUUGUCUGUAUGAUAUUCGACACGCGUGUUACACUGUGCGCACUAUUUUCUCAAUUGAACAACAAAUUAGCUCUUUACAACUUACUUAUGAUGUACUCCAAUACGGAUAUUCAUCGAACAUAUUGUGAAAUAAAUUAUGCGAUAUUUUCAUUUAA
Wasmannia auropunctata (little fire ant) is the source of this 5405-nucleotide messenger RNA. It is a transcript of the gene Ada2b, whose product is annotated as transcriptional adapter 2B. Gene Ontology annotation, biological process: regulation of transcription by RNA polymerase II; chromatin remodeling. Gene Ontology annotation, molecular function: chromatin binding; zinc ion binding; transcription coactivator activity. Bases 401 to 1879 code for a protein of 492 amino acids. NCBI's taxonomy places the organism in Eukaryota, Metazoa, Arthropoda, Insecta, Hymenoptera, Formicidae. Gene Ontology annotation, cellular component: SAGA-type complex; nucleus. The transcript has 10 exons. The record is from RefSeq and is a predicted model, not a curated record.